AUGAGUUCUAGAGAUAGGAUCAGCAGUUUGCCGGAUGAGAUUCUUGGCAAAAUCCUGUCUCUACUUCCGACAAAGCUAGUUGCUUCAACAUCGGUUAUGUCCAAGAGAUGGAGGAAUCUUCUGGGACUUGUAGACGUACUUAGCUUCGACGAGUCAAUGGUUGUUUAUCCCAACGAAAAAGAAUUAAAAAGUGGCUCAAAGCGCUUCUUAGAUUUUGUAGUCAAUACUCUGUUCAGAAAUAACUCUCCCACCAACAACAACAAAAUCAAGAAAUUUUCUCUGUCUCAUCGAGGCAGAGUCUCCCACCGUAAUGAUUACUCUCGUGUCUACAGUUGGAUCUGGACUACAAUGGAACAAGGAGGUUUGUUGGAACUACACUUGGAAUGCACCAGAGAUCUAGUUUAUAUAGAGAGAAAGUUACUAACGAGCAACACACUUGUGAAGCUCACGUUAUCCGGUAAUUACCGUCUCGGUAUGGAAGAGAAAGUGGAUGUGUUUCUCUCUGCGCUCAAGUCACUCUCUGUCUUAUCGGUUGUAUGGCUUGAUUUCGACGACUAUGUUAAGCUCGUGAAUGGCUGCCCUGUGCUUGAAGAGCUAUUCGUAGCCGAUGAUGAUGAUGGUGGUAAUGAUCCGUGUCCGCCGUGUUGCGCAGCGUCUGUGGAGAGUGAAACAAUCAAGCGACUUGUGGUUUCUAUCAAUCUUCCGUAUGAUGUUGAUUCUUCUAAAGAGUAUUAUGAUCAAACCUAUUUGAAAGAUCCGAGUCUUGUGUACCUUGACUAUUCUAGUGUUGUCUUUGAGGAUUAUAGGGUUUUUGAUUUGGAUUCGCUUGUGGAAGUCAAGCUGAAUCUCAAGUUAUGGGAGCCAAAUAACGAUUGUGAUUGUUGUUGUGAUCAUGUACAAAGGGAGGUGUUUGGUGAUGUAACGAAACUACUUAAGGGUAUAAGCAACAUUACGACGCUUCACUUGUCUCCUGAUUCUCUUGAGGUGUUUCAUUUCUGUUGUAAAUCCAUGCCGGUGUUCAACAAUAUCCUUAACUUGUCUAUUGAGAGUAACAAGAAGAAAGGUUGGCAAGUAAUGCCGCGUUUGCUCAGUCAUUGUCCAAAUCUAACCACUUUAGCCAUCAAGUGUCUUUUGCAUAAAGUAACAGAUAAGUGUGGAGAUGCAUGCGCUUGCAUCCAUAAGAAGAAGCGAGAGAAGAAGAAUAAGAAGAAGAUUGUGAAAGAGGAGGUAGUGAUAGUAUCUUGUUUACGGACAUGUCAAGUGAAGGUGUUGGAGGUUUCAAGUUACGGAGGUUCUUUCCAAGAGCUAAAACAGAUGAGACAUUUCUUAGAGCAUCUUCAAUAG
Molecule: messenger RNA, 1344 nt
Organism: Microthlaspi erraticum
Lineage: Eukaryota; Viridiplantae; Streptophyta; Magnoliopsida; Brassicales; Brassicaceae
Source: the annotation of a GenBank genome assembly